UUGGCGGAGCAGAGGAUAGCAAUAUACUCGGAGUGCGCAGCGAGGACGAGUACGUGCAUACUCUCGCUGCUGACGAUGAUACCGUGCGCAAACGCACUGAACUUUAACUCGAAGGCGUUCGGGUCGCUGUGGUACAGUUGGAAAAGGUACGGGUUCCCACUGGACCUGUUCAGAGAAGAUAACCCAAUCUACCCGUACUUCACAGAGGCAAUGGUGCCUCUGCUGAGAAACACGUCAGGGUACCUGAUAGGAAUCACGGACCUGAGGAUGCUGACGAAGUUCGCAGAGCCGCCGACGCUGAUAUUUGACCUGGAAGACGAGGCGAUAAAGCUGAGAACGAGAGAUCUGCUGGGAUUCUACUCACCCUCAUUCUACGAAAUCAGCUUCUUCAACGACUUCGAAAUCUUCGAGGACGUGGAAAUCGAAGAUGAGCCGCUGAAAAUGGUGCUGGACACGAGCGAAAGCAUAUUCCACUUCGUAGGAGACUACCUGUCGAAGGCGCCCUCGGCAAUAAUACACCUGGGAGGAAAAGCAAGUAAGAUAUACCACAUAGGAAGAAGCCUGGGCUCGAGAAGACACAAGGAGAGUUACCUGAGGCUGUUCGACGUGUACUUCCCAGGAGCACUCCCGAAGUUCCUGAGGUUCUCGAAGAAGCCGCCGAAGUCGAAGAAGGCGGAUCAGUCGCAAUCAAAGUCGCAGAGAGAAGGAGAACCUGAGGGAGAAGACGACAUGGUGGGAAAGCAGGAAAGAGUGACCAAGUACCACAAGAAGAAGAAGGCGAACACGCUGGAGGAGCUGAAGGCGCAGUGGGACAAGGUGAUGGAGUCGGACACGGAGGAAAAGCAGAACGACAUAGGCAUGGAGGAGGAUCUCGCGGAAGGAGAGCUGGAGCAACCGGCGUUCACGUUCAAGGUGAUGUUCGACAAGAUGCGCAGAAGAAGCGUGAGCUACAGAUACCUGGACUACAUAGAGACGCUGAAGUCGGACGUGCAGAACGACAGGACGAAGGAGAUCGAGUACUCGAUCUUCACGAGAAUACAGCCGCUGAGAGACUUUUUGCUCAAGUUCCUGAAGUCGGCAGCCUACGCAGGAGGAAAGAGAAGGCUGACCUACCACCUGGUGAUGGACUUCACGUUCGACCUGGACUCGAUGGUCGACUUCAACAACCCGGUCGACGGAGCGUACGUGGUGAGGGACGGAAAGUUCCUGCGAGGGCACAUGGAGGAGCCCGACUCCGACGAGGAGGACCAGGAGGAAGAGGAGCUGAACAGGAAGAGCUACCUGAUGGAGGGCGACGAGGAGGUGGUGACGAAGGUGCCGGCGAUGCUGGCAACCUUCAUCCUGGAGCUCCACAACAACUACUCGGUCGACUUCUUCGAGCUGUGGAUACAGACGAAGAACUUCGCGGAGUUCUUCAACAACCACAGCCUCGAGGUGUUCAACGAGCCUGUCUUCAACCUGUCGAACAACCUGGCGAAGUACACGUACCCGAACGGGGACUUCUACGUGGGAGAGCUCUCGGACAUGCUGAGGGACGGCAAGGGCUCGUACGUGUCCAAGGACGGCUCGAGGUACGACGGGACCUGGAAACGGGAUAAGAGGCACGGCAAGGGCACCAUGGUGACAAGCGAGAUCAAAUACACAGGAGAGUGGAUCAACGAUAGAAAACACGGGUUCGGAAGAUUGGAAGCACAAGGAUACAGCUACGUUGGAGACUUCAGACUCAACAGGUACCACGGAAACGGAACAAUGGUCUUUAAAAACGGAGUGAAGAUGAAGGGAGAGUUUAGAAACGGAAAAUUCGAAGGAAAGGGAAUAAUGAGCAUGCCCGACGGAACAAUAAGAAUGGGAACGUUUAAAAACGGAGUGAUAACAGGAGUGUGCUCAGUGAUAGACAAGGAAGGAAGGUUGUACGUGGGACAGCUGUACGGAGACCAUUUCCACGGAAAAGGACUGCUGAAGUACAACAAGCAGACGACGUUUGAAGGAUUCUGGGUAAAGGGAAAGAGAGAAAAGCAGGGCAUGAUAGUGAACAAGGUGGCAAACUCGACGAUCAAGAUCGAAGGAGUCUGGGAAAACGACAACAUGCUCAUGAACGAAGUGCUCAUCACGUUCCCGAACGGAUACAAGUAUAACGGAGCACUGAGGUACUUCCCAACGCUGGACAUAGACCUUAACCAGUUUAAGGAUGACAGGGACUUCAGGAGCAUGGACCCGAAGCCCUCGGACGUGGACGUGGUGGCGUUCCUGCAGGACUUCAAGAAGCUGAACAACAGACUGCUGCCGCACGGAAACGGAAUCUGCAAGGACACGAACGGAGGAGUCUACAACGGAGGAUUCCACUUCGGCUCGAGACACGGAACCACGUCCGAAGUGUUCCCCAACGGACUCAUCUACAGCGGAGACUACUACCUGGGCAAGUUCCACGGACACGGAAAGCUGCACCUGCAGUCGAACGAGAGCAUUCUGCUGGAGUACGACAAGGGGAAACUGCUGAACGAGGAGGACCUGAGGGGCAAGGAGGCGCUGAAGGACCUGCUCAGCCGCGAGUUCACGGUCUUCGAAAAGGACUUCACGAGGUAUAAGCUAGACUUUUUAGUUGAGGUAAUGAAGUCGACGAGCACAUUACAAAGCAGCGCGAGGGGCGACCAGACGGUGAACGACCUGAUCAGGUUGAACUAG
Molecule: messenger RNA, 2682 nt
Organism: Theileria orientalis strain Shintoku
Lineage: Eukaryota; Apicomplexa; Aconoidasida; Piroplasmida; Theileriidae
Product: MORN motif repeat containing protein
Exons: 2
Source: RefSeq, a predicted model, not a curated record